This is a messenger RNA of Magnolia sinica, 2571 nucleotides long. RefSeq names its product probable LRR receptor-like serine/threonine-protein kinase At5g45780. The record is from RefSeq and is a predicted model, not a curated record. Lineage: Eukaryota; Viridiplantae; Streptophyta; Magnoliopsida; Magnoliales; Magnoliaceae. The transcript is spliced from 11 exons. Gene Ontology annotation, biological process: protein phosphorylation. Gene Ontology annotation, molecular function: protein kinase activity; protein binding; ATP binding. The coding region runs from base 397 to 2229 and encodes 610 amino acids.
UCGUGUUAAUAUCAGGAUAAUUUCGCGAACCGCAAUAUAAUCGUUCAGCUGAUUUCUCGCGAAAUAUCGCGCUAUUCUCAAAUCGCAUUGCACGCUCGUGGCCGGAGCGCCUCUCGGUAAGAGACAAGUCAUCGCUUUUAGAGCCUUUCCUUCUCGACUUUCGAUCUUUCAAUUCAUCGCUUCCGAGGAUUUUGAUUUUUCUAGGGUUUCGGAAGAGCUCCCGAGGAGUGAGCGAGUGACUGAGUGAGGGAUUCCAAGAAGCUUCAAUGGCAGGUCUAAUCCCCAACAUAACUAUUACUAGCAGCAGCAACAGCCUCUUUCCAGAGCAACGACCGUACGGUCGAAACCCUAAAAGCCCCAGAUUUCUGCUGCUGCACCCGUUGAUUCUCUUUCCUGAUGGAAUGUCUGAAGCUGCUGCUGCUGUUCUUGCCUCUCUUACGAGCCUCCGACACCCUUCUUUCUCCCAAGGGCGUUAACUACGAAGUGGCUGCUUUGAUGUCUAUGAAGAGUAAACUGAGAGACCCUUUCCAUGUUCUUGAUGGAUGGGAUAUUAAUUCUGUGGAUCCUUGCACUUGGAGCAUGAUUGGAUGCUCUCCCGAGGGUUUUGUAAUUUCACUAGAAAUGACUAGUAAGAGCCUGUCUGGCGUCCUUUCACCAAGUAUUGGGAAUUUGAGCCACCUUCAGACGAUGUUACUCCAAAAUAAUGAAAUAUCAGGUCCAGUUCUGGUUGAGAUUGGGAAACUCUCAGAGCUUCAGACACUUGACCUUUCAGGUAACCAGCUUGUCGGUGAAAUUCCAAGCUCAUUGGGCUCUCUGACUCAUCUAAGUUACUUGCGUCUUAGCAAAAACAAUUUGUCUGGUCAGAUUCCCAGAGCUGUUGCCAAUCUCAGAGGUCUUUCAUUCUUGGAUUUAUCAUUCAACAAUCUUAGUGGUCCGACUCCCAGAAUACUUGCAAAAGAAUACAGUGUUGCAGGGAAUGUGUUUCUUUGCACUUCAUCACUCUUACAAGGCUGCAUGGACAUGCCCAAACCAGUAGAACAAAAUAAUUCAUCCCGAGAAGAUGAUAAUCAUAGAUUGGUGGUUGCCAUUUCUGUAAGCCUAAGUUGCACCCUUGUGGUUUCUAUGAUGGUGGUUGUUUAUUGCCUGCACCGGUGCAGAUGCAAUGUACCCUUUGUCUCUAUUGGGAAGCAAGAUUGCGAAUUUGAUAUGGGUCAUCUAAAGAGGUUUUCAUUUCGGGAACUUCAAGUUGCCACUGAUAAUUUCAAUCGUAAGAACAUCCUAGGUCAAGGUGGAUUUGGCGUGGUUUAUAAAGGGUUCCUUCGAAAUGGCAAAGUAGUGGCUGUGAAAAGGUUGAAAGAUCCCAAUUUUACUGGUGAAGUCCAGUUUCAAACAGAAGUAGAGAUGAUUGGCUUGGCUCUGCACCGGAACCUCUUACGUUUGUAUGGGUUUUGUUUGACAUUGAAUGAAAGGCUGCUCGUCUAUCCGUAUAUGCCAAAUGGGAGUGUUGCUGACCGCUUAAGAGAUCCUCGAUGUGAGAAACCAUCCUUAGACUGGAACAGACGAAUGCGAAUUGCCCUUGGGGCUGCUCGUGGGCUGCUGUACUUGCAUGAACAAUGUAACCCAAAAAUCAUUCACAGGGAUGUGAAAGCUGCAAACAUUUUACUCGAUGAAAGUUUCGAAGCAGUGGUUGGAGAUUUCGGUUUGGCGAAGCUUUUAGAUCAGAGGGAUUCACAUGUCACUACGGCAGUUCGAGGCACGUUAGGCCACAUUGCCCCAGAGUAUCUCUCAACGGGGCAGUCUUCUGAAAAAACUGAUGUUUAUGGAUUUGGUAUACUACUUUUGGAACUCAUAACUGGUUACAAAGCACUAAACGCUGCAAAUGGUCUGGUUCAGAAGGGAAUGAUUCUGGAUUGGGUUAGAACUGCGCAUGAGGAGAAGAGACUGGAUACACUGGUGGAUAGGGAUCUCAGUGGUUCUUUCAAUGUGAUCGAACUGGAGAAAGCUGUCGGGGUGGCUCUCCUUUGCACCCAAUCUCAUCCCAGCCUCCGACCAAAGAUGUCAGAGGUCGUAAAGGUCCUGGAGGCUGUGGCUGGGCCAGCAGAACAUCUGGAAGAAUCGCAAGGGGGAGUCCCUUGCGAAAGGAGUUACGGUUUUUCAAGAAACUACAGUGAUUUUCUUGAUGAAUCUUCAUUCAUCAUUGAAGCCAUGGAGCUCUCUGGGCCCAGGUGAAGUUGUUGCUUUCUUGGCAUUCAAAUCCAAACAAGCUUGGAUUUUAUAAACUAGUGAAAAUCUUCACCGGCUGAAGAAUGAUAGGGGAAGGAGGGAAUGUAAUCACUUGAAAAUGGUCUGGAUGACAUCAGAAUAUGUAGGAUUUUUUUUUUUCUCCCAAAGUGUGGAAGAAUGUAGUGGUCCCAUAAAGGAAUUGAAAAAAAAAAAAAAAAAAAAAAACAGUUCUAAAUUUUGAUGUAUUUGGAAAAUGAGCCAGACUGUUAAUGAUCGUAUGCUUAUACCAUAUGUUAAAAGUAGUGUACAAAAUAAAGAUAUUAAAAAAACCCAUUGCUCAUAACUGUA